UGUCGAGCACGUUCGGGUAUUCGUGCGCGGUCGCAAUCAUUCGUGCGACGUCGGGGGUCGGGUGGCGGUGAGCGUGCGACACUGGGAAUAGGACUUGUCCAGUAAACGGCGUCGUAGAAAGUGAGCGAAAGUGAUACGGAGUGUCAUGAUAAAUUCGCGUGGACGCUCAUUUCUCGAUUCCUCGUUGGUGACUCGGUAGAACGAAACGGGGGGUUAAGGGAGAGGAUCCAGUUCGCGGGUAGAAGGUGUGCAACCGCGAGAGAAAAAGAGAGAGAGAGAGAGCGCGCGAGCGAGAGAGAAAGAGAGAGAGGGGUGAGAAGGAUCGAAUCAGUGUGGUUCGUGGGACGGCCAUAACUGGUGUCUGCCGUUCGGUCUCCGUUGGUGAUCAACGUAGCGAAAGGGCAGAUGCCCUUACGCGGUUCGCGCUCCCAUUGGCGGGUACUUGGCGCUGUAAAGCCCGGAUCGAGGUAUUCUGCUAGAUCCGGUGGUGUUAGUCGUGGCGCGUUCUCGUGCUCACUAAACUCGCGAAAUACAAGGACGAGCGGUCAGCCGCCCCCCGUGGGGGGCAAUCGUCUCGGAUACGACAGUCUUCGUCUGGUGAUCGGUGCUGGUGCUCCCUGUCGCGGUGAUCUCUGUCUGGCAGUAACGACGGAGGUAGCGCCGUCAACAACAACGGCGACAACGAGAACGAUAGCAGCGCCAUCAACAGCGCGGCCGCCAUCGCACCGAGAAGAAGUGGCAGCAGCACCACCGCCAGCACCAGCGACUAUUCCUUCGAGGAGAGAAAGACGAAGAAAUGCCCGUAGGUCCGCGAACGGCGACGCGAUUAAACAUGGAGGCCCCGUCCGGUUUGUAACACGGUGGCCAGGUCUCGUUUAAAACCGUACCGCCAAACGGAGCCUCUUGAGCGAGAGCGCUCCUCGAGUCGGGGCUACCUAAAAGUCGCCUUUCCUUGCUCCGUGCUACUUUUCUUCGCAAAGGUCCGCGAGCCUGGAGGAUGGAGCUGCGCGUUGGUAAUAAGUACCGGCUCGGACGGAAAAUCGGGAGUGGCUCAUUCGGCGAUAUUUAUCUAGGUACCAACAUCUCCACCGGCGAGGAAGUCGCCAUCAAGCUAGAAUGCAUAAAAACGCGGCAUCCACAGUUACACAUAGAAUCGAAGUUCUACAAGAUGAUGCAAGGAGGUGUUGGAAUACCUACCAUAAAAUGGUGUGGCUCAGAAGGUGACUAUAAUGUAAUGGUAAUGGAACUACUUGGUCCAUCUCUGGAAGAUCUGUUUAAUUUCUGUUCAAGAAGAUUUUCUUUAAAAACAGUGUUGCUUCUCGCCGAUCAGUUGAUAUCUAGAACGGACUACAUUCACAGUCGUAAUUUCAUCCAUCGAGACAUUAAGCCAGAUAAUUUCUUGAUGGGAUUAGGCAAGAAAGGAAAUCUCGUGUACAUUAUAGAUUUCGGGCUGGCUAAGAAAUAUCGCGAUGGUCGUACUCACAAACACAUACCCUACCGAGAGAACAAGAAUCUAACGGGAACAGCCAGAUACGCGAGCAUCAACACACAUUUGGGAAUUGAGCAAUCACGGCGAGACGACCUUGAAUCUCUAGGAUACGUUCUGAUGUACUUCAACAGGGGUAGUUUACCCUGGCAAGGUUUAAAAGCGGCUACUAAGAGACAAAAGUACGAACGUAUCUCAGAAAAAAAGAUGUCCACACCUGUCGAAGAACUGUGCAAGGGUUAUCCUGUAGAGUUCGCGUCGUAUCUGAGGUACUGUCGAGGUUUGCGUUUCGAGGAGAGGCCAGAUUACUCGUAUCUCCGACAACUGUUCCGGACGUUGUUCCACGGGCAGGGAUUCACCUAUGACUAUGUGUUUGAUUGGAACAUGUUGAAGUUUGGAAACGUGAGGCAACCGACGUUGCCGUCAGCGCAACAGGCACCGAUGCAUUCACAACAGACGAACACCGCGCUGCCCUCCGGGACCAAUAAUGAUCAGGAACAUCGAUCAAGGCCCUACACACGGCAGUGUCUAGCGAACGCGUCGGUGACGACGGUGGUGGGUCCGACCGUGGGUACACCCUCGAACCUGAGAAGCUUGCGGCCGAAACGUGAGGCGAUGGACGCGCUCCGCGAUCAGGACAAUCAGGAGAAGAUUGACCUGCAAGUGACUGGCGUGCCCGGCCCGGAACGAAGGGUCAGCAUGAGGCUGCACCGUAGGGAUGCAGCUGCAGCCGCAGGCGAGAUGCAGCCGAAGUCCAAGAAGCGCCAAUGCGACGGCAAUGGCCCCACCCAUCCGGAUGGGCAAGCUGCAAGGCAUAAAGCACAAGUGAAUCAGCAGCCGCAGCAGCAGCUCCAGCAGCAGCCAUAGCAGCAGAAGCAGCAGCAGCAGCAGCAGCAAUAGCAGGCUCGUCAUCAGCGUCGUCGUCUUCAGCAGUAACGUCAUCGUCAGUGUCAUCGGUACGGGGCAAGUGUCACUUGGCCAACGUGAUCUCGUGCGCCCCGCACGGUGAACCGUCUCCCAAUGGAGAAUCGACGAUCGAUUCGGACGAUCAAACCCGUUGUCGAUCCGUGGAACCCUCCGUUCGCUCUUCUCGAGGCUCUCGAGCGGUUCCAAUUGAUCCCGAGUGAUCCAGAAUAGUCUGGAACGGUCCCGCUGUCCACGGAAACCCUGAAGCUUCUCGCCGGAGGCGUUCGAAACGCUCGGACGGAUCGAUCUUGGACGGAGGAGGAUCGAAACCUGGAGGAUCUCGUCCCGUAUUGAAGAUAGAUCGCGGCUCGCCCGCCGGAAACCGAGGACAACGGGGGAGGACUUAGUGGGGACGAUCCAUGUCCACGUCGAUUUUUAGUAACUAUGAUUGUCGCUGAUCCUCCCAGGCUGAACUGUUGCCUAGCCGGGCUGGGAACCAGCCAGUGAACGAACUAAAAGCAGUCGGUUCGGUUGGCGGAGAAGGUUGCACGGCGUCCCGUGAGAUCCCUUCGCUUUCGCGAGUGUACAGUACGCGGCUUCGAUGAUGGUCCUUUGCACGUACGGUCUUGGUGAUCUAUGGACCGACCGGAAGGAUCGAAAUUUUCGUUCGAAUCUUUUCCAAGUUUUGCUAGUGGUCCUCGGAAGGAUUUUAGAGAUAGAAGAAAGAGGAGUCCUCGGGGGGAGGCUGGAUUUCCUCUUGUUGUCCUUGCAGGUUCAAUCAAAUCAAAGUCUCUUCGGGUACUCUGGGUUCCUCUGCGUUCGCGUAGUUGGCUGCCGCGAUAGUCGUAGAUUCUGUGUCCUCGUUGUUGUACGGUAUUCUAAUUUGUUCGGUUUAAUCCUUUGCCUGCCUGACGGAAAAGAACUCUGUAUCUUUGCAGCUUAUGUUUCUUUCAAAAUAGUCUGCGGAAACCACGAUGUACUAGCGUAGAAGUAUGUGGACAGGUGAAGCGGUUAAAUGGAGGUUAUCAUUUGGUUCGUUGUUGAUUGGUAAUCGUUUAGUUUGUUAUCUGGCUCCUCAGGGAAGUCUGGUUCUUAGAGGAUAAGGAUUAUGUGUACCGCGGGAGGGAACGUCGAGCGAACUUACGAGGUUGGAAAUAUUCUUUUUUAGGAGUUUGAUUCGUGCUGGUCGACGAGUGAAUUGAAGAGCCAGCGAACGUGUCGGGGACCCAGGGAUCGAUCGACUGUAAAAUAUGUAGCAUACCCGAUCAACCGUGACUUGUACAUAGAGAAAAUCGUGAAAAUCGAUGACCGGACGAAGCGUCUGAAACGUCGAUAGCGCUCGGAGCUGUGAAAUGUAACACGAAGGGAACGCGCGAGUAUCGAGACGAUCGGCGAUCGUGAUUACACUUCGGAUGAUCCCUAAAUACCAAGUAAAAGAGAACUAACGCGAGCGACCCCUCGGUUGUGAUAAACGCUCGCUUUUAUGAAUCGAUUAGCUCGACGAGCUCAUGGCGAAUCGAUUCCCGCUGCAGACCAACAUAAGUGUCCUGUAAUUUCGUAACACCGUUUGUUAGAUAGUAACAUAAAUAAAUUCGAACGCAUCUAUGAACAUGUCUAAUUCUAAGAAUGCAAUUGUGACUUACCGCGAAUGCGUAACUGUGAUGAACAAGAAGUCACUGACGGUCAAUUUGAAUCGAGCACUGUUUCUUCACUGCUUCGUCAGACUAACGCAAGAAAAUAUUACAUAUCCGAACGCAUUUGUGUUACAGCCUAAUAACAGAAUUCAUUGUGGAUCUCUUCCAAAAGCAUUUCAUUCAUUUGUAAUGACUUAUGUUCAAAGAGGUGUCCCGUCGAUUUUACCAAGGAUAAUGAGAUCGUUAACGGGUGUACUUGUCGAAUGUAAAAAGUGUGUGGUUUGCGGCAGUCGGUUCGCGAAAUGGUCGUUGUUCACCCUGAGAAGCAUCAAACAUGAGUCGCGCCAACAUCGAUCGAGCGUACUGUACAGUCCGUGACCGCGCGACCUUCGCAUUUCUCCACGCGUGAACCCGAUCCGCGUUUGAUCGGUUCGCUCGGGGAAGGGCGAUCGUUUAGCACGAUUUAAGGCUUCCCGUUCCAUCAGCACGCCUCUCCUCGACUUGUCGCGUCUUCUUCGGCCCCUCAUUUUUAUACGAUUAAGCCGUGCUCGGCGAAAGAUUGUAGGUGUUUAAUCACGUGUGGGUUUGGUCCUGUUCAUGGAACGAGGCGAUCGUAAUUUCACCGAAGAGAACGAUCCAACGAGACGCACCGAAUGGGAAACUGGGAUCACCUGCGAACAGCGCUGAACUCUGUCAAUUAUUGAUUCGCGUUAACGGCUCGGUUCUGUUCGCAGGCGUUCCCUGAAAACGAAAAGGAAACGCUGUGACUAUAAUAGAGGGGAAAUGUUUAGAAGUUUAGGGAAAUGACAGGAGCGAAGAGAGUCAGGACGAAGAGAUCGUUUGCGUACAGUAACCUAAAUGAGUUCUAGUUGGAAAUGAUCAUUGCUCUGAUUCGAUCGUGAAAUUGGAAAAUAUCGAGAGGUUCGAUCGGCACCGCGUUAUCAGCGGAUUGUACCGGAUUGCGCCUUCUCGUCGUUGUUGGGACUUAGUCCGGAUCGGUGUUUUUUCUUUUACUAUGUAGACAUGGUCCUGUAUAGGAUGAUUUUUUAAUCGGCGAAAGCGAUGUUGCUUGAUUGUAAAAUUGAGGCUUAAAGCUUUGAAAGGAUGGCUAUCGACGAACAGCGCCAAAUUCUGUUCUCAUUUUUACCGCCGGGACUUGGUUCUGUUCAAAAUUCUCUAUGAGCUCGAACUUAAAAGUAAUUGUAAAUUAGAAUUGAAUGUUAACGAGCGGCGAAGAUGUGACUGUAGGCAGGGUGGUUGCCUACGAACGCUAUUGGACUUGUAUUCUUUGUAAUUCCGAAGAAUUGAUUCUGUUUGUAAUUGUUUGUAAAAAGUGACGAAGGAAAUGCGUAUUGUAAUUUAAUCGAUUAUAAUGUUGAACGCUGUUGAACGCUACUCGGAAUUCAGAAACGACAGGCGUACUCGGGAAAACGGAUUGCCAAUGAACAGCACCAAACUCUAAUCUUCUCUGGCGUGUUAGGAAAGUCCCUCCGAAGUAUCUAUAAGUUCCAUUAAAAAUUCUCGUACCGAUUAAUCGAUCGACUAAGCUAAUAUAAAUAAGAAAUUAACGAAUUAGAUUUUUAUAUUUCUAUUAUUAUCUUUACUUUAUAUGUGGCAUAAAUAUAUAUACGGCGAUAUAUUUGAAAUUAUGUUUAGUUGAAUUUAAGGAAAUCUAUGCACGUCUCACUCAUAUUAUUUAAUUAUCGGAUACGCCCGACGAAGUGGCGGAAAGAUCGAGUGUUUUCCCUUGUAUAUUUUUUAAAGGAGUUUACUUGAAAACAAAAAAAAAUUAGACCCAUUCGUGUGUGUCAACGAUCAUGGUGACUAGCAUUCGGACUAGAGCCUGUCGUAAUGGGACUUUCCUAAUACUCUGUUCUCACAGUGUGUUCUGUGUGCGUGUCCCUCUUCGUCCCGUGUGCUUGUAUCUCGACUUACGUGUUCGUGUACGUGCGUAAUUUCGUGUGCUCAGACUAUGGAGACUCCGGGUGGAGGAGAGGAGAGAAAAAAGAGAGAGAGAGAGAGAGAGAGCGAGAGAGAAUGUGAAAGAAUGCGAGAGAGAGAGAAAGAGAGAGAGAGAGAGUGAGAGAGGUGAGAGAUUGCUCUCGGACUUGCGUUAAAAGCGAGCGAUAGACGUCGAAUUGAAUUUUGUAACUCGUGGCAACAAGAGAACUCGCUGUCCCCGGUUCCAACAAUAAUCGAAGCAAAAAGGAAACACGAACUGUGCAAUACAUUCUUUUCUAUGAGCCUUCGUUCGCAAUGAUAACAAAUUCUAAAACUAGCGUCUACGAUAUCGGUAGCUUUAAGUGUUUUGUAUCUACUUUCAGAAGGAAAAAAAAUAAUUAUCCGAUUAAGUAAA
Molecule: messenger RNA, 6382 nt
Organism: Nomia melanderi (Alkali bee)
Lineage: Eukaryota; Metazoa; Arthropoda; Insecta; Hymenoptera; Halictidae
Source: RefSeq, a predicted model, not a curated record